Molecule: messenger RNA, 870 nt
Organism: Microthlaspi erraticum
Lineage: Eukaryota; Viridiplantae; Streptophyta; Magnoliopsida; Brassicales; Brassicaceae
Source: the annotation of a GenBank genome assembly
AUGGAUGAGGUUGUGGUAGAAGUGGAGAAGACGAAGAGAGAAUGGGAGGAAGCUUACGAGAAGACGAUCGGACAUGUCUUGGCGAUACAAGAGUACGGAAAAUCAAAGAGAGGAGACGGAGACGGAGAAGAGAAGAUUUCGUUGCAGAGGCUUAACGGAUUGGCUCAGGAUGGUCUCUCUCUUCUCAAUUCUCUGCAAUUCAAUCUCGAUCUUCUCUCGCCGCAGCUCCCUUCUGACGAUCAGAUCCAGUCCACUCAGUCUCUGCUUGAAACCUGGAAGAAUCAGUAUCAGAGUUUGAGGGUAAACCUGAGAAGUGCUAAUUUGCAAGCAAAGGAUAACAUGAGGAAAGCUGCUCAAUCAGAGAGAGAGCUUCUCCUCGGUGGUGGAACAGAGUCCACAGUUCUCAGACGUAAACGACAAGCAAAUGCUGGCGUGAUUUCGGAUUCUGAAAGCUUAACGGAAAGUCUUAGGCGUUCACGGCAGAUGUUGGUUCAGGAGGUGGAGAGAGGUACAAACACUCUUGGGGUUAUUGAUGGAUCUAAUGAAAUACUUAAGAAGGCCGAUAGUGAAUACAAGGGACACAAGUCUCUGUUGUCGAGGACUCGGAAUCUACUUUCUACAAUGCAACGUCAAGACGUGAUUGAGAGGAUAAUCCUCAUAAUUGGAUUUGCUCUCUUCGCCAUUGUGGUUGCUUACGUUGUUUCGAAGCGCAUUGGCAUUCUGAGACUGCAACAGAUGGCUACUGCUGCCAUUAAAGCUCGAAUGGCCGGAAAAGCAGGUGCUAUGCCUCUUGGACAAGAGUUUGAUAUUGGAAAUACAGUUCCAAAUGUUAAUGUUCCUCUACAGCAAGGUCUGCACGAUGAGCUUUAA